AUGUCGUUCUCCUCACUCGUCUCCGACUUGACCUACCGCGACAACGGCGACGACCGCCGCUCGCAGGUUUCGCGCGCCCGCUCUUACGCCAGCACAGCUGCCACCAGCGUCAGCAUCUCCGGCGACAUCAAGAGUCAGCUCCAUGGCGGCUACUGCCACCCUCUUGCGCGCUCAUGGCAGGCCGAGCGCCAGCUGACCAAGUCCAUGCUCAUCUACCCGCUCUUCGUCUCCGACCAACCCGACGAGGAAGUUCUGAUCCCCUCGCUCCCCAACCAGUACCGCCGUGGCAUUAACCGCCUCGUACCUUUCCUCACCCCUCUCGUUCGCAAGGGACUGCAGUCUGUCAUCCUCUUUGGUGUUCCAAUGGCGCCCGGCGCCAAAGACGCUCUCGGAACUGCCGCCGACGACCCCGACGGACCCGUUAUCCAGUCCAUUCGCCUGCUCCGGAAGGCCUUCCCGAACCUCUUCAUCACCGCCGAUGUCUGCCUCUGCGAAUACACUUCACACGGACACUGCGGUAUUCUGCGCGAUGACGGCAGUCUGAACAAUGCGCUCUCCGUGGACCGAAUUAGCGACGUUGCCAUGGCCUAUGCGGACGCUGGCGCACACUGUGUCGCACCCUCAGACAUGAACGAUGGCCGUAUCCGUGCUAUCAAGCUCAAGCUCAUCGAGGCUGGCAUCGCGCAUCAGGUCGUCCUGAUGUCCUAUUCCGCCAAGUUCUCCGGUUGCUUGUACGGUCCGUUCCGCGAUGCCGCUGGCUCAGUCCCCUCCUUCGGCGACAGGCGAUGCUACCAGCUUCCUCCUGGCGGCCGUGGCCUCGCCAGACGUGCCAUCGUCCGUGAUAUCAACGAGGGUGCUGACAUCAUCAUGGUCAAGCCGGCUUCGCAGUAUCUGGACAUCAUCUCCGAUGCCAAGGAGAUCGGCAAGGACCUUCCUGUCGCCGCGUACCAGGUCUCUGGCGAGUACGCAAUGAUCCAUGCCGGUGCAAAGGCGGGCGUUUUCGACCUCAAGACCAUGGCCUUCGAGGCUACCCAAGGUAUUCUUCGCGCCGGCGCAACCAUCGUUGUCAGCUACUUCACUCCAGAGUUCCUGGACUGGCUUAGCAACUAA
Lasiodiplodia theobromae is the source of this 1110-nucleotide messenger RNA. RefSeq names its product Delta-aminolevulinic acid dehydratase. Gene Ontology annotation, cellular component: cytosol. Gene Ontology annotation, molecular function: porphobilinogen synthase activity; zinc ion binding. Bases 1 to 1110 code for a protein of 369 amino acids. The transcript is spliced from 2 exons. Lineage: Eukaryota; Fungi; Ascomycota; Dothideomycetes; Botryosphaeriales; Botryosphaeriaceae. The record is from RefSeq and is a predicted model, not a curated record. Gene Ontology annotation, biological process: heme biosynthetic process.